AUGCCACAGACAAAACGGAAAGAAUAUUCAACAGGUGAUAUAAGAAAAGCUUUUAUCCAAUACAAAAGAUUGAAAGAAAAUGGCGAAGAAACUUCAAUAAGGAAAACUUCAGCAGAUUUUAAUAUUCCACCAUCUACUCUCCAAAAAUAUAUAGAUAGAGGUGAAGAUUAUAUAGAAGCUCAAUUUAUAAGAGAAGAACUUAAAUUACUUCAUGAAAUAAUGAUUCUUAGAUAUUCUAAAGAUAAAGCUGAUUUUGGACAUGCUGUUACUAUAAAUGAUUUUAAAGGUAUAGCUAAUGUAUUAGUCGAAGAUAUGAAUAAAUAUUUUAAUGAUAGUGACGAUAUUAAUAUAAGAUUUAGUAGAGCUUGGUUUGAUGGAUUUAGAAAAAGACAUUCUGAAUUAAAAGCCGAGAAAUUGAAAGGUAUACCAAAAAGUGAAUUUGAAGAUGGUGAAUAUGAAUGUUUUUUAUAUUGGUUUAUAAAAUAUAAUGAGAAGAUUAAAGAUUUUAAUUUAUUACCAAAAAAUAUUUAUAAUUUGAAUGAAACUAAUUUCCAAGUGGAUAUUGAUAAUGAUGAAUUUAUUUUUAAAUCAAUUGAUGCCAAAAAUGAAAUAUGCGAAGAAAACGGAUAUACAGAGUUUAUUUCAGUUUUAGAAUGUAUUAAUCAAACAGGUGAUGUUAUAAAACCUAUGGUUAUAUUUAAUGAUGAAACUAAUGAAGAAAGUAAAAUCACUAAACAGAUCUUGAAAACUAACAAAAUACCCAAUUGGGAAUAUCAAGUGAAUGAAAAUGAAAGUUCAUCAAAUUCGAUAGGACUUGAAUGGUUAGAAAAUGUGUUUAUACCAGAAGUUAAAGCAGGUUCAAAUAAUGAUGAAUCUAUAGGAUUAAUAAUGCUGGAACAACUUGAAAAUUAUAUAACUCCACAAUUUAUUUUAAAAUGUUAUGACUCGAAUAUUAUACCAUUAUAUUUCCCACCUACUACUAAUCAUAUGUUUCAACCAUUAGAUCAUAUAAAAUUUAAAAAUUUUAAAAUGGAAUUAAUUAUUGAAUUAAAUCAAAUCAAAUCUAAUUCAAACAUAAUUGCAUUUAUUGAAAGUUAUGAAAAAUUAAGGAAACAAUUUUUUAAAUCAAUUAAUAUCAAAAAUUCAUGGCAAAAAUCAGGUCUAUAUCCAAUUAAUCCAAAUAUAAUAUUAGAUCAAACAACAAUAAAAAACAAACCAAAUCCAUAUAAUAAUAAUAUGAAUAUUAAUUUAAUAGAAAUUGAUGAAUUUCAAAUUUCAGAUGAAGAAAUGACAGAAGAAAUUAAAGAAUUGACGGAAGAAAUUAAAAUUUUAAAAAAUCGACAAAAAAAAGAGACAAUUUUAUUAUAUAAAACAACUAGAUUAACAGGAGAAAAAUUAAAAAAAGAAUUUUUAGAAUUUGAUUCAAAGAUGAAUUUUGAUGAUGAUGAUUGUUGUUGUUCUGCUGUUAAGUUAAAAUCAAAUGAAACUCAAAAAACUCAAAGUUGA
Lodderomyces pseudojiufengensis is the source of this 1506-nucleotide messenger RNA. RefSeq lists its product as uncharacterized. The transcript has a single exon. The coding region runs from base 1 to 1506 and encodes 501 amino acids. NCBI's taxonomy places the organism in Eukaryota, Fungi, Ascomycota, Pichiomycetes, Serinales, Debaryomycetaceae. The record is from RefSeq and is a predicted model, not a curated record. Gene Ontology annotation, molecular function: DNA binding. Gene Ontology annotation, cellular component: nucleus.